Messenger RNA from Topomyia yanbarensis, 1380 nucleotides. RefSeq lists its product as uncharacterized. The record is from RefSeq and is a predicted model, not a curated record. Gene Ontology annotation, biological process: DNA integration. The transcript has 2 exons. Bases 1 to 1380 code for a protein of 459 amino acids. Gene Ontology annotation, molecular function: nucleic acid binding. Lineage: Eukaryota; Metazoa; Arthropoda; Insecta; Diptera; Culicidae.
AUGUCGUUCGUGCAGGAGAACCACAGUGUUAAAGUCAAACAGCGGUUUCUGUGGAGUGAUUCCGCAACAGUGCUGGCCUGGUUACGAGCCGAUCAUCGUCGGUACAAGCAGUACGUUGCCUGCCGAGUAGGAGAGCUUCUUUCUACAACGGAUGUAGCUGAAUGGCGGUGGGUUCCCAGCAAAUCGAAUCCAGCGGACGCUGCCACGAAGUGGGGAAAGAACUCAUGCCCGAAAGAAUGCGACGAAUGGUUUAAGGGACCUAAGUUUUUGCGGCUGUCCGAAGACAAUUGGCCGGAGCAAGUGAAAACAUCAACGGCUCCUGAAGAAGAACUACGGCCCUGCUUGGUGAUCCAAGGAGCGACUAUUCCGGAGUGUGUGGUGGAUUUCGCCCGGUUCUCAAGGUGGAGACGACUUCUUGGAGCAGUAGCAUAUGUACACCGUUUCAUAGACAACUGUCAGCGGAGGCGAAGAAAUGAGAAGCCGGAACUACUGCAUCUGAGUCAGGACGAGCUGAGAAAAGCGAAGAGCACGAUAAUACGGAUGGUACAGUGGCAGGAGUUUCCCGCAGAAAUGGCCUCGCUUACGAGAGGACAAACGGAGUUGCCUAAGACAAGCCGUUUGUAUCAAACAACGCCGACAAUGGAUGAACACGGAGUGCUGCGCGUUGAUGGACGAAUUGGAGCCGCACCACAUGCCGCAUUCGAUGCCAGGUUCCCGGCGAUUCUCCCAAGAAAACACCAUGUAACGAAGCUUGUGGUCCACGACUUUCAUCGAGCCUGCCGGCAUGGGAACUCGGAGACGGUAGUGAAUGAAGUUCGGCAGUACUACAACAUUUCACGGUUAAGGACGGUGGUGAAGCAAGUUGCGGCUGCAUGCCAGUGGUGUAAAGUCGCGAAAGCGAACCCGAAGGUUCCUCGAAUGGCACCGCUGCCUGUGGCUCGAUUGUCAUCGUUCUGUCGGCCGUUUACCUACACCGGCAUAGACUUCUUUGGGCCGUUCUUGGUGAAAGUGGGAAGGAGCGCUGCCAAACGUUGGAUCUGCCUAUCCACGUGUCUCACCACACGUGCCGUCCAUGUUGAGGUUGCCCAUAGCCUGUCUACACCGUCGUGCGUCAAGUGUAUUCGCCGUUUCGUUUGUCGGCGAGGAGCGCCAGCGGAAAUCUAUACCGACAAUGGUACCAACUUCCAAGGUGCCAAACGUUUGCUGCAGGAAGAAAUCGAAAACGAAUUGGCAGCGACGUUCACAAAUGAAGAUACAAAGUGGAAUUUCAUCCCGCCAGGAGCACCUCACAUGGGUGGCGCGUGGGAAAGGAUGGUGCGGUCAGUUAAGUCGGCAAUGGAAGCUGCUUACAAGAACGAUCGAAAACGCUGCCGAUGGUGA